Molecule: messenger RNA, 2132 nt
Organism: Pangasianodon hypophthalmus (striped catfish)
Lineage: Eukaryota; Metazoa; Chordata; Actinopteri; Siluriformes; Pangasiidae
Gene: gpd1c
Product: glycerol-3-phosphate dehydrogenase 1c
Exons: 8
Coding region: 106-1155 (349 amino acids)
Biological process (GO): glycerol-3-phosphate catabolic process; carbohydrate metabolic process
Cellular component (GO): cytosol; glycerol-3-phosphate dehydrogenase (FAD) complex
Molecular function (GO): protein homodimerization activity; glycerol-3-phosphate dehydrogenase [NAD(P)+] activity; NAD binding
Source: RefSeq, a predicted model, not a curated record
ACUCCCCAGUGAGAGGCGUAUAAGGAAGGCUAAACACACACACACACACACACACACAAGUUCAUUCAGGAAGUGACCCGCAGCACAGACACUGAGCAAAUCAGGAUGCCGGGGAAGAAAGUGUGUAUUGUUGGAUCUGGAAACUGGGGUUCAGCCAUCUCACGCAUCAUUGGGCAGAAUGUAAAGGCGUCCAAUCGGUUUGCGCCAGUUGUUAACAUGUGGGUGUUUGAGGAGAUCAUUAAUGGGAGGAAAUUGACCGACAUCAUCAACACGGAACACGAGAAUGUCAAGUACCUCCCAGGACACAAACUGCCCAAGAACGUGAUUGCUGUUCCUGACAUUACAGAGGCUGUAGCUGGAGCAGAUAUCCUUGUCUUCGUUGUCCCUCAUCAGUUUAUUGGAAAACUCUGUGACCAGAUGAAACUUCAUGUUAAGCCAGGAGCCAUCGGAAUCUCACUCAUUAAGGGAAUAGAUGAAGGUCCAUCAGGUUUGACGUUGAUCUCUGACAUUAUCAGAGGGAAGCUGGGGCUUGAUGUGAGUGUGUUAAUGGGAGCAAACAUCGCUACUGAAGUUGCCGAGGAGAAAUUCUGCGAGACCACCAUUGGGGCAGUCAAUGAAUACAACGGUCAGGUGUUUAAGGAGCUGAUGCAGACACCAAACUUCCGCAUCACUGUGGUAUCAGACAGCAACACUGUGGAGCUGUGUGGAGCACUGAAGAAUAUUGUGGCAGUGGGAGCAGGAUUCUGUGAUGGUCUGGGUUUUGGUGAUAACACUAAAGCAGCUGUGAUUCGUCUGGGUCUGAUGGAGAUGGUGUCCUUCGCUAAGAUCUUCUGCAGCACCUCUGUCAGUUCUGCUACGUUCCUGGAGAGCUGCGGCGUCGCUGAUCUCAUCACCACCUGCUACGGAGGACGCAACCGACGUGUUGCUGAAGCUUUUGUCACCUUGGGCAAGUCUAUCGCUGAGCUGGAAGCUGAGAUGCUGAAUGGUCAGAAGCUUCAGGGGCCUCAAACAUCAGCUGAAGUUUAUAAGAUCCUUCAGAAGAAGAACAUGGUGGACAAGUUCCCUCUGUUUGUAUCUGUGUAUCGGAUAUGUUUUGAAGGCAGAGAUGUGAAAGAAUUCAUCAUUUGUCUCCAGAACCAUCCAGAGCACAUGUGAUCUUCUAGGGUCACAUGAUCCAUAAAGAAAUCAUGAACAGGAACCAUACAGAACCAUAGAAACAUGUGACCAUCCAAAAUCCACAAAUUGUCCAGUACACAUCAUACUCUAGAACCAUACUGAUCACAGAACCAUCCAGAACCAUCCUGGUCAUGUACCCUUUCUAGAACCAUCCAGUACCCCUUCCAGAACCAUCCAGAUUAUGUAUCCUUUGUAGAACCAUCCAGAUUAUGUACCCUUUCUAGAACCAUCCAGUACCCCUUCCAGAACCAUCCAAAUUAUGUACCCUUUCUAGAACCAUCCAGAUCGUGUACCCUUUCUAGAACCAUCUAGAUCAUGUACCCUUUAUAGAACCAUCCAGUACCCCUUCUAGAACCAUCCAGAUCAUUUACCCUUUGUAGAACCAUCCAGAUCAUGUACCCUUUAUAGAACCAUCCAGAUCAUGUAACUCUUUUCAGAUAUUUUCAGAGCACAGGAACAUUCUAGGACCAGAUGUGAUCAUGUAAACCAACAGGACUAUAAUACGUCAUGUAUACCUUCUAGAAAUAUCCAGAGAAAAAAUCCACAAUCCUUCUAAAACCAUCUAAAUAUGGUUCCAGAUCAUGUGAUGUUUUUACUGGAGAGCUGCCUAACGCACAACAUUACAGUUCCACUACAGACUAAAGCCCACUAAAGUCCACUGAGCACACACAGGAACUCACACAGGUUCCACCCUACAAAAGCACUACAAACACUUAUGAUUAGCGAUCGUAAUAUAAUCUUCCUUCAUGUUUGUGCAUCAUUAAGUAAUAAGAUGAAUAACACAUUUUUAAUAAUGAUUGUUUAUUGUAAUGCUUGUUUAAGGUACAUGUUUAAAGCUGAUUGAUUGGUUUAGCUGAAAUACAAUCAUUAUAAAUCAGAGAAUGAUAAAUGUUUUAGCAAAGUGUGAGUUUUAAUACUGACAAACAAUAAAAGUACACAAUACAAGUGUAAAUACA